Messenger RNA from Leptopilina boulardi, 3199 nucleotides. RefSeq names its product cytoplasmic dynein 2 intermediate chain 1. The coding region runs from base 76 to 3003 and encodes 975 amino acids. Gene Ontology annotation, biological process: intraciliary transport. Gene Ontology annotation, cellular component: cytoplasmic dynein complex. The record is from RefSeq and is a predicted model, not a curated record. The transcript is spliced from 16 exons. Gene Ontology annotation, molecular function: dynein heavy chain binding; dynein light chain binding. Lineage: Eukaryota; Metazoa; Arthropoda; Insecta; Hymenoptera; Figitidae.
AUCGCUACAGUAACAGUUGUGUCAUGGCUACCUCACUACGAAUGGAAAUGUCAAAACAAAUCAAUUAGCUACAUAAUGUCUAAUAAAGGAGCGAUAAAAAAGACUUACGAUUCAAAAAAUGCGUCCACACAUAAUUUACAAAAAAAAUCAAAAACUCUCAAAUCUAGAGAAACUUCCGAUCAAACUUCAAAAUCCGACAAAGAAAAAGAAAUUCAUCGAAUUACUCAAAAUGCAAGUGAAGAUUCAAAAUCAAUAACAGAUCGCAAUGUGAUUACCAAUUCAUCAAUGAAAAAGACUUCAUUUAGGAAUAAUAACACAAUUUCUCAAUCAAAAUCAAUUGUUAAAAAUGAGACGACAAAAUCUAAUUCAACAUCGUCUCGAAAAUCUGUAAAUAGUAGUAGAACAACUAAAGUAAAACCUCAAAUUGAGACACAAAUAUCGAAACAUGCAAGACAAACAGAAAGUAGUAGAUCUAAGGAAAAAAUAAAAUCCAUUAUCUCGGAAAAACGAGGUACAAGCACACUUUACGUGCCAGAAAGUAAUACCAGUAAACUUAAAUCUUUAACAGCGAAACAAUCGUCAGAUUCAAAAGUUUUACCAUCCAGAAAAUCUCAUGAUAAAAAAGAUAUUCUCAAGGAAAGUAAAAGUAAGAGAACAUCUUCUCGAGAACGAAGAAAAUCGAGAACUUUAAGUCCAAGUGAAGUGAAAGUUUUGCAUUCAACAAUUGCAAUUCAAAAUCAAAACAUCGAUGGUGCAACAAAAUUGAAUUCAGAUGAAGAUUUUGACUAUGAAGAUGAUUUUGAAAGCUAUGAAUCAGAUUUUGAGGAAUGCACAGAUAGUAAUAAUUCUUUAAUUAGCGAAGAGGCUGACGAAUCUAGAGACAGUCCUCUUUUAGAACCAAUUGAAAUGAAAACACUAGAGAGGAAAAGAGUUGUGAGCAGUUAUGAAGUUCGCAAAACUGAAGAAGAGCGGAUGUUAGACUCGGGUCAUUAUGAACUAGCUGAAGCUAGAAAGAGAGCAGCGAGAAUUGAAUCAAUGGCAAUUGAUUCAACGUCAAUCAGUCGACCAAAAACUCCUUUAUCUGAAGAAAUUCAGCCUGUCAAUCAGGCACUCAGAGAGGAAAAGCAUUCGGAAAACAAAUCUUUACCUCUGUCGAUGGAUGAAGGAUUUGAAGACGCUCGGUCUGGAGAUUUUGCAAAAUCACCUCCUAUUUUUCAAAUCUCUGAAUCUUCCAAAAUAACUAAACCGUACAAGGAGAAAAAAAAAACAAAGAAAGUCUUAAGCAGAGGAGAGGAAUUAAUGACUAUGAUAAAAUUGGAUAUUGUGGAAUGGACCUUAUAUGAAAGUGCGCCAAUUGCUUAUGACGAAUUCAUUAGAAAUUAUGGAAAAUUAAAUACACAACAGAUGUGGACUCAAACUAAUGACGAUAAUCCAGAAGAAGAAACACAAACGGAAUUUAUAGAAUCUUGUAACAAAUGGACUCAAUUUCCAAUAACGUGUAGACAAAAUUUAACUACCAGUGAAGAUAUAAAAUUGUUUAGAAAGGAACAAAUUGGCGUUGGAAGCGAUGAGGACGAUCCGGAUUUAACUGUUGUUCCAUCAUACGAUAUUUUGCAGUUAAAUGAAUUUUUAGAAAGAGCCGGAAAAGUUAUGCUUUGUCUAUUAGAAGAAAGACGAUUUGGUGGCAACAUUCUUCAAAAAGACAAUCAUGAUAUGCCUUUUAGUGACGGUUGCAUAAAACUUUCGGUAAAUUCUCUGACUUUUUUGUCAGGCAGACCUGUGACUUCCAUUAUUUAUUCAGAAGUAUUAAAUAAACUUCUUCUCACGAUUCACGCUCCAGGAGACGAGAAUAUUGAAACAUCAAACAAGCAAGAUUACAUAACCGAUUGUUGUAUUGGAUGCGUUUGGAAUAUUUCCGAGCCGUCAAGGCCUACGAAAAUAAUUUAUUCACAAAGUCCAAUAACUACAUGUUGUUUUCAUCCAACUAGUUAUAAUAUCGUUUUUGCAGGCUUGCAAGAUGGUUCGAUUAACAUUUGGGAUUUGAAAGAAGAUGAAAUGUGGCAUCAAAAAGUGACGGACAAGGAUAAUGAAAUGGAUUGGGUAAUACGAUCACCAACUUACACAUCAACAGGAAAUUAUGAAAUUGACGGACAUAAGUCUGAAGUCGUGGCCUUACGUAUUUUAUCAAAAGUAGAAAAAGAAGUUGUUAAUAAUAAGUUUUUACCAAUUCAAAUUUGUAGUUUAGACGAAAAUGGUAGUUUAAUAAUAUGGAGCGUUUUACAUGUGAUGACAAAAAAUACUGGAGAUUUUGGAGUAUCGCACUGGGGCGAUAUCAAACUCACAAAAAGCCAAGAAGUGCCUUUAUCUUUUAAGAAAAGUGAGAUGGAGAAUCACUUAAGAAGAUUUUUCGACUUAACUGUAGAUAGUAUUAAUAAUAACGAUCUUUAUAUUUCUACGAAUUCAAAUACUAUUUUCCAUGCGAAUAGCGCGGGAGGUAAAACCAAUCCAUUUGGUUACAAAGAAGACGAAAUGGAUUGGUCUGGUAAUACAACUUGUAUAGAGAGAUGUCCUUUCAAGCAAUCCUUUUUCUUGGUAGGUUGUGAUAAUGGUGCAGUACGCCUUCAUUCAUUGAAUGUGGAAAAAUCUCUUUUACAAUUGAAAAAUGAAAACUAUACCUCGGCCGUUAAAGCAAUACAAUGGUCGAAAUCAAAGCCAUUUACGUUGUUUGUUCUUGACGUUAAUUCAAAAUUAUAUGUUUGGGAUUUAAACAACAGUGAUAUUUUUCCUGCUCAUUCUAUAUCGACUAAAAGUUGGGGUCAUGUGAAAUGCAUUCAAUUGUCUCCCUGCAAUUCUAUCCACGAUUUGGCUAAUCAGUAUUUGGCAAUUGGAACUGAAACGGGAAAUGUUGAAGUUCACAAGUUAAACAAAGAAUUCUACUAUUCACGUAAAGAAGAAUUUUACGAGGAAAUGAAUACAUUUUUACGAUACGUCACAAUUUUAUAAAAACGAAUUUUCUAAUGAUUCACGUGUUCCAAACUAACAAUAAUAUCAGUAAAAAAAAUUACAAAUAUUUAAGUCGUAAAACGCUAAGUUUUCCAAAGACUGUUAUAUUGUUAAUAUUAUUCUAUAGUAGUUUUUUUAAUCACUGUUGCAAUUUUCAUUGAUUUCUAGUCAAAAUAAUAUUUACUAUAUUGAGAGA